GGUCAGUGUUGUUUUGGUGGUUGUUGAGUUCGAAAGCUUUCGAGUGAUACCUCUGCUUGUGGUGCUAGAAAACAUAGAUCUCGAUCGCGCACUGGUUGGUAUCGCCUCCCGGAUAGCGUUGCGCGGAAAUUCGUGUGUUGAUGAUCAAGUGUUUUGUGUUUGCUAGUUGGUUUGGCGACGGUUAUGACACAUAGUUGUAAACAAAGUGCGAAAAUUCACAUGAACGCGGAUGAGUGCACCGAAAAUAGGCAAAAUCUUGGAUGCUAAAUUUGAAGGUUACGUUUGACGAGAUCACCUCGAAGUGUAGAAAAUUUUUGCCAACAGCUGUCACCCUUUGCGUUGCUGGUUGGUAACCACAGUGGAAUCUCCUCCGACACAGUGAAAGGGGGUCAUUAGGAAAUGUUUACCAAAACAGUGCGUACCGUGCAGUGAAUGUGUGGCUCGUAACCAGCUGACGGGUUACUGAAUAUUCAGUAUGGAAGCCGCUCCCGUCUAAACUGCAGUGUUUGUUGUGCUUUGGUGCGGAGGAUAUUUCCGUGAUCGCGGGUAGAGCUGAAAAGAAAUUUCCUUAUUACCGGACGGCUGUGAAACCGGAUUUUCUACGCCACUGUUUGCUAUCGGCGUUAGGAGCAGCGUGCGUUUGCUUCGAAUUACCAAGAGUUCAACCAACUUUCCAAAACCGAAGGCGAUGAAUGCGCCGAGAAAAGGAUUUGGUCGGUGUCUGAGCAACGCACAUAAUCGUUGAUUCGCGAGGCGUUGCGAUUCCGGUGAAUUGAAAAAAAAAAGUGAAGUUAAGUGGUAUUAAAAGGAAAACGGUGUUCUGACAGAUAUCGCUGAAUGCAGACAGAAAUUAAUUUACGCUUGCCGCAAAACUAGUGUCUAACUGUUCUAACAAACCUGUGAAAUAUGACAACAAUAAGCUUCCAAACAAAGCCCCGGGUGUGUACGUAGAUAUUGUAGUGAUCCAGAUCGACCGAGGUAUGAUCGCGUGGCUUUGGUGCGUGUGUUAGUUUACCUUGCCCGAUCCGAACGGGAUUAAUACCAUUGAUGACUGAUCAACUUCGUGAUCGGAAGCUGCUGAGUGGGCACCUGCAAACGGAUAGGGUGCUAGCAGCAACGGAGUGACCUCCCGUGAUGGUGACAACAAUCAAGAUUACCGGCGACGGAGUGUUUAUUCAGUCUAAUUCGUACCUUUCGAACGGGCAACUGCAUCACCGUCAUCACCAUCAUCAUCAUCACAGCCGGCAACAGUCGGCUCCAGUGCCGUUGCAGGUGGCAGGAUCGAAUCUGCUGAGUGUUGGGGAAGCGGAUAGUGAUCGGGGAAGUGUUGGCAGCAGUGGUGACAAAAAGGUUCCUCAGAUGAACCGAUACAAUUUCACCGGGAUCGGAACCGAUCGGGAUGGGAACAAUAAUCGUGACUUUGAUCCUCCCAAGUUGUAUCCCGGUGUGGGGAGCACCAACUUUCAGAAAAUUCGACGCCGUUACCAAUCGGAGGAAGUGUUGCCUCGCUAUCAGAAAAUAGAUGAAAAUUCCGACGGAUCCGAUACGGUCGAUGCCGCGGGUCCUACCUGCUACAACAGCGCUACCGAAUCGGACGAUCAGUUUACGAUUUCCUUUCUCAACACCCGCGGUCAGAAUGGAAAAAGCUUACUGAAUCAAAAGUUUAUCGUCUACAACAGCAAGAAACCGAAGGCUUCAACAAUCCUACAGAAUGGUGUCAUCCAUCCAAGUCAGUAUCGGCAGUUUCUAAACGGUCGACUUAAGCCAGCCUUUUCGACAUCCGUCUUGACCUCACCGUCGUUGAUCGCUACCGCCAACGGCAGUCCCACCGGGCGACUGUCGGCGGCAACUCCACCGCCCGGACUAGGGGCGGCCAAAUCAACGUCCUACCUGCAGCGGACAGUGUCACCGGCACCGUCCAGUUCGGUUUCAUCACUUUCACCUUCCAGUGGGUUCGCAUCGGUUUCACCGACGCCUGGAUUCGGAGCAGGUGGUGCCGACGCCGCCUCUUCAUCAUCGCCAUCAUCAUCAUCAAAUCUUGAUGUCGAUGUAAGAGGUGAGUCGCGUGUUGACCGCCGAGGUUACGGAAACCAUCAACAACAACAACAGCAGCAACAGUCGCAGCAGCAGCAGCCGCAACAACUACCCAACACUUUGUCGCGUCGAAACUCCACCGGAAGCAGUGUGUUGAACGGCGGAAUGAACAGUCAUACGGCCGCCAUCAAUCUGCAAUCAUCCGGACAAACAGCUGUGGUCAGUCAUCAUCGAGGCUUUUCUUCCACCGUGGUAGCAGCAGCCAAUUCGGCCGUCUCGGGCGAUUGUCCAUGGUUCAUGCCGCAUCAGAUACCCCCGACAGCACCGGCGCGGCAGCACAAACGUCCUGCGCCUCAACCCGGUGGAGUUGGUGUUCCCACCGGUGGUGCCGGCGGCAUAGGAUUAAUGCAACCACCGCAGUUUAUUAAUCCUCCGCCCGUUCCGCCGCAGCAAAGUCAACAGCAUUCGCCACAGCAGCACCCGCAGCUGGCGCCACCGCAAUUACCUCCCCACAGUGUUACGAAUAAUCAAAAUCACAAUUCCAUCCAUCAACAUCAACAGCAGCAAGUUGGGCAUCACCAACCAUCUGCACCAUUACACUCUGUUUCAAUGGUUCCGCCGGCCCACCACAUACCAAAAUCUCCCAACCAGCAUAACCUGCUGGGAUCAUCAAACCUGCAGCAACAAAACCAACAACUACACCAGCAGCAGCAGCCAGUUCAGCACAAUGCCAUCAGUAGCCAUCAAUCGAAUCUCAUGUCAGCCUCCAUGAACAGUGCCCAGCUGCAGAAUCAUAUGCUCUCCAAUCAACCAUCGCCGGCAUCCCUUUCGGCUAUACCACCUCAUCCUGUCCAACAGCAGCAGCAGCAGCAGCAGCAGCAACAACAACAACAACAGCAGCAACAACAACAGGUGCCACCUCCUCCACACAGUAUGUCUAAUUCGAUGCACAGCCAAAUUGGACUACCACCACCGCCGUCCGGAGUUGGAGGAUUCGAUAGUAACGGCAUUUCAAACAGUUGGUCCGGUAGUGCGGGACCGGCAUCCCUUUCACCAACUGCUGCCGCUGCUUCGGCCCAGCGUAGGGCCGAAGUUAACGCUAAGCUGAAUGCGAUGCCAUGGUUUCACGGUCGGAUAAAGCGAGAGGAGGCGGAAAAUUUGCUGAAACCCCGCGAGGAUGGGCUGUUUCUGGUGCGGGAGUCAACCAAUUUCCCCGGUGACUACACGUUGUGCGUGUGCUUCAACGAAAAGGUCGAACACUACCGGAUAAAGUAUGCCGAAAACAAGCUGACCAUCGACGAUGACGAGUACUUCGACAAUCUGGGCCAGCUGGUGGAACACUACACCCUGGACUCGGACGGAUUGUGUACCAAGCUGAUGAAGGCAUUGCCGAAGGAGGAGUUCUGUGUUAAGGAUUUCCAGGAUAAUGGUUGGGAGAUUAAAAUGGAAGAUCUGCAGCUGAAGGAAAACAUCGGAAAGGGUGAGUUCGGUGACGUAAUGCUCGGGAUCCUGAAGGGCGAUAAAGUAGCCGUCAAAGUGUUGAAGGAUGCCGGUCGGGCAUCCAAUAAGUUCCUUGCCGAGGCGGGCGUGAUGACAACUCUCGAGCACGAAAAUCUAGUGAAGUUUAUCGGAUUGGUGUUUCACGAUAAAUACAUCUAUUUGGUGACGGAGUACAUGAGCAAAGGAUCGUUGGUAGACUAUCUACGGUCACGGGGCAGGCAGCACAUCACCCGAAAAGAUCAGAUCAAUUUUGCAUUUGACACCUGCGCCGGCAUGGAGUACUUGGAAAACAAAAAGGUUAUUCAUCGGGAUCUGGCCGCCAGAAAUGUUCUGAUUUCGGAGGAAUGCGUUGCUAAAGUGUCCGACUUUGGAUUGGCACGCGAUGAACGAUACACUGCCGAUAUAAGCAAACUGCCCAUCAAGUGGACCGCACCGGAAGCACUUAAGGAGGGGAAAUUCUCCAACAAAACCGACAUGUGGAGCUUUGGAAUAUUGCUGUGGGAAAUCUAUUCCUUCGGACGAGUCCCGUAUCCCAGAAUCCCGUUGGCCGACGUCGUGAAACAUGUUGGCAGUGGCUACAAGAUGGAAGCCCCCGAAGGAUGCCCACCGGAAAUCUACGAAAUGAUGCGCCAAGCGUGGGAUCUGGUACCAGAGAAACGGCCCACAUUUGCCGAGCUGAAGCGACGGUUGGCCGUGUGUAAGCGGGAAACGGCCAGCACCUAUGUGACGUAGAGCGGCCUGCUGCUCCGAAUGUUAAUCCGACUAUCAGUAGUGCGUUAGCGGUAGUCUGUCUGUAGUCUGUAGUCUGAUAAGCACACAAAAAAAACCGGAUGCCAUCAUAUUUUCCACCAUCCUUUUCCGCCAGCUGUGCGGAACGAUCACCGUCGGGGUAUUUGGUUCGGAGGAUGCAUUGGUUUUUUUUUCAUUAUUUCGCAUUUUGAUUCCUUACGGCAGGAAAAUUUUCCUCCGAAAAAGCUUACUUUAGAAGACGAUUCUUUCAUCGAAAGAUUGCUUACGAACAGCCUUUGAGGAAAGGAAGAAUCGUUCGACGCCUCACCGCGUUCGAUAUGAAUUGUAUAGAAAGUUUAAUUUUCCGUUCCUCUGCACUGCAAUUUUGGUACGUCCAUUAUUUUUUGUUUUGUUUUGUAAUUUUUAAAUAUUUCUGUUAUAUUCUAAUCAAAGUGUGUGUAUGUGUGAGGAACAUCAGACUAAAGUAGUGUACAUAGUUACGGAUAUUUUCAACUAAAGUUUUCAACCAGAAGCAAGCGUUUGUCAGCAACAAAUAUGUAAUAAAUUAUUCCAUCUGUGAGAGUAUGAAUCGCGGUUGAUUGAUCAUUGAUUUACUGGAUUGCAAUCUUUGUUUUUUGUUUUAUUCAUCGUGACAGCGUGAUUUUUCUAUUUUGAGUAAACGUAACCGAUAAUAAUUAAGAGUCACGAUCGUCGAUCGAUGCGAUGGAAAGUAAAGAAGUUUCUCGUAAAGCCUGUCCACGUUAUAUUUCGGACAAGAAAAUAAUGGUAGCAAAAAAAAUUACGCAUAAUUCAACAAAACCGAUUGCUUAAUUCAGAAUAAUUGAGUUAUAUGCACACCAGACACAGUUGAUUAGGUUUGUUUACGCCCGUGGUGACGAAUCUUCUUUUGAAAUAAUCGGUACCAGUCGCUUUUUUCUUAGUUUCAAAGAGUUAACUAAAGUCCAGUACUUCUCUUUUUGGCGAUGCUCUGGACAGUUUGAUGAAUUGGUUGAUUUUGGGUACGCAUUUGACUUAUUAUACAUUCCAGAGCGGAUUUCCUAUAAAGACAAGCCGCUAAAUCAAACCAAAAUAGAACUGAAUAGUUGUGGCUUCCGAUAAAGACGAUCCCAGAAAGUAUGGGCGCACUUUGAUUUCGCUGUAAAUAAUUCACAAGUGUUAGAUAUUCAAAUUUUAUUCGAUAUACUGAUAAUAUUAGACUACAACAACAGAAUAUCAUUUCUCAACAUUUGCUACUUAGCCAAUGUAGACUAGCUGGCGCACCUUCUUGCGAACGUUCCCCAUUAAAUUCCGUGCAGACUUCUUGGCGACAAGUUUUGACACUUUUUUCCAAUCUUUUUCGAACUGUUGAAUGGUUUCGGCUGCCGAGACAUGUUUCCUAAAACGUGCCUUCGUUAAUGCCCAAAAUUCCUCAAUUGGUCGAAGUUGUGGGCAAUUUGGUGACAUUUUUGGUAGUAUACCAUUCUACCGUUGAUUUCGAGUAGUGGCAAGAAGCAAGAUCUGGCCAGAAGACAACAGGAUCCUUGUGGCUUCGAAUCAUGGGUAGAAGUCGUUUUUGUAAACAUUCCUUGAUGUAUAUUUCGCUGUUCAUUGAAGCAGUGGUAAUGAAGGGUAUCAAAAUCUUACCGCAGCUACAAAUUGCUUGCCACACCAUAGCUUUCUUACCAAAUAUUUCGACUUCAAUCGAUGUCUCGGACUGAUUUAACACUUGCCCUUCUUGCACCGUAUAAUAUUGUGUACCCGGCAAGGAUUUGUAAUCGAGUUUCACGUAGGUUUCGUCGUCCAUGAUUAUGCAGUCCAAAUUUCCAGCAAGAAUCGUGUUGUACAGCUUUCGAACCCUCGGCCUGAUCGAUGCUUCUUGUUUCGGACUACGUUUUGGUUGUUUCUGCUUCUUAUAGGUUCGAAGAUUCAAACGUUCUUUAGCACGAAGAACAUUUGACUUCGAAGUGCCCACUUUUUUGGCCACAUCUCGGCAGGACCUUUUUUCGACCCGUUUUCGGUUUAUGCUCAAAUGUGUUAUCCUCAUCGAACUUCCUGAUUACAUUUCGCACGGCUUUUUCACUUACUCCUUCCAUUUUUGCUAUCUUUCUCAGUGACAGUCCGCGUUCUGUGCACCAUUUGUACACAAUUUUUCGACGUUGUUCUGCUGAAAGUCCACGCAUUUCGAAACAAACUAAUGAAAACGAAUAAAUAACUGCACAAGUGGUUAGAGAAGAGUGUAAACAACAGGACGCAGCCAUAAAAAUUGACAGAUUCUGAACCAUUGCGAAAUGGCAGCGGUUUUUGGUUGCGUCCAUACUUUCUGGGACAGUCUUUAGAUGGUAGCAAAAACCUUCGCAGAAGUUUUUAUCGUACACAUCCUUAUGAUACGAAACUUUUCAGAUUUUGCACCACAACUUCAUAUGGCCUUCCAAAUCAGAUACUUCUUUGGGAAUUUGAACGUCUUCUUUAUCUGGAAGCGCACGACAACGGCGUUUCUUUGCAUUGCGGUACAAAAAAUCCAGACCCGAAAGUUGUUAAAAGUCUGCGAGCACGUAUGAUUCGUUUUCCAUUAUGGUAGAAAUUUUUUGCAAUGAAAUUUUGCUUGUCAUCACGGUUGGGCAUCUCUUUCACUUUGUACGCCUUCAGUCCUUGUCUCUGCUUCACUUUUUUUGUGCGUAUAAUUUUGAUUUCCCAACUUUGCAUGCCACAUUCCGUCCGGAAAGAUUGGACGUUUUUUCUCAAUAAUGCCUUCUUGUCCAUUUGUAGGGAGCAUACUUUUCUAUUUGUUCCACUUCCAAUCGAUAAUUUCAGAUUUUGCUACCGUUCGUACAAAAUUACUUGAUUUAACAUUUUACUGAGACUGUGAACCAUUUCGCGGUUAAUUUUAGCUUUUGGUUGAAAUUUGACACUUGAGUGGUUAUUUUGUGUCGAGUAGUUAAAUUUAACUAAAACUGCGGCCCAUUUCCAAAUUUGACGAACGGAAAGUUAUUUGGGUUUAUUUUCCACUGAAAUAAUUUCAACUAAAAAAAUAAUGUCAGAAUUUUCGUUGCAAGAUUUUUUUCAGUGUCGGAAAAUAACCAUCGAUCUGUCAAAAAUAACCAUGCUCUCGCUUGACAAAAUCAAACUAACCGCUCGAGUGUCGGAUUUUAACCAAAAGUUAAAAUUAACCGUGAAAUGGUUCACAGCCUGAGUCUAACAAAAAUGUAAACAUGUGAAAAAGUGAAGAGCUGUCAUAUAAGCGAAACGUUUCAGCGAUACUUGAAAUAAUUCAAAAUCUACACUGAUGGAAAAGUGUCCAAAAUUUAACGUGUACAGGCUUUAUUUUACAUUGAUUUAAAAUGAAUGUGUUUAUUUUUCUAGCCCAUUGCAAAUAGUUUUCGUGCUUUAGUUCAUCUUUGGUGAAGGAAAUUAGGACGCGUUGGCAACAGAGGCGGUUACCCCUAGCGCAACCGUUCAGUAAUAAAGUAACAACAUUUAGGAAAUGACAAAAUCUGGCAGUAUUUCAGAGACAAUCGCGAAACAGAUGAUAAAAGACCGGAAACUUGGUAGCUUUUAUGGAAAUGACAGAAAUAUAAAAAAAACAAGAUUUCAUGGAAUGUUUAAGGUUUUUCUGUCACACGCAAAACACAAAGAACCAGUUUUUCGUUUCACGCUGUCCGCGGUCCGUAGGAAUGGGUCUGUCGGUUAAUUCUGAUUAAAAAAUAUUAACUGCCAAAAGAUUGUGAUGUUGUGACCAGCACCAGAGCUUCGAAUCACUCUGCCACUCAAAUCUGAGCUGAGUCGAAACACUGACUAGACUCGAAACCGCGCGCAUUUUUUUUUUCAACAGUGUCACUUAGUAUUUAUUCUGUUGGGCGGCAAAUCAGAUAAGAAACCGUGUGUUACGUAAAAUAAAGUGAAAUAACAAAAACACAAUAAUUAACGAUAUGAUAUUCAUAUUUGUAAUUUAUUAUUACUAUUAUUAUGAUAAUUAUUAAAAAGGAAAAAAAGCGAUAAGCAAACAAAAAAAAAGAAGAAAUAAUCUAAACAAGUCUCAACUGUAAGCAUUAUUAUGGAAAAUAUACUGUAACAAGUUUGCGCAGCUAUCAGCUACGGUGGAAAAGAGACGCAACAAGAAAGCCGGAAGCGGACACAAUGUUUGAUCGUAUGUUUGUAUUGGCAAUAGUUUCGAACAGUCAUUUUGUAUGUGCGUUUGCUAUUCUACUAUAAUAGUAAUCAAAGGGUAAAAGCAAAAUAUCAGUAUAGGAAUUCGUAUAUCAUCGUGAAUUGACUUUGGAUUAGAAGCAAAGAGAUAACACGAUUCUGGGUGUGUCUGGCGCGGAUGUGUUAACUAUUCGUUGGUAGGCGUGUAUGUACAGGUUUGGCGUAAGAAUGAUCGUUUGUUUGAGCGUAUUGUUUUUUAGGUAAAUUUUAAUAUGUUUUAAUGAGAUGAGAAAAAAAAACAGUAAAUUGUUUUAAACCACCAUUUUUUUCCUAUCAAAACUAUUCUAUCAUUAGCAAGGGGAAAGCAUGCAGAGCAAGAAAAAAAAAUGCCUUGCAGAGUGGAUAGGACAGUAGCAAGCUUCUGUACGAAUUUCCUUUCCAGUUGCACACUCGAAACCCUCCAUUUUUGUUAUUUUCUUUUUUUGUUUAGAGAUUAUUAUUGUUUUUAAUAUAUUUAAUUCAAUGAAUGCUGAAGGAAGAUAGGCAGUCAGCAAACGAGCAAGCAAAUUUGUAAAUACAUAUGGAAAACCGGAUCAAAAAGAAUUAAAAUUACUAGCCGAAAAUAAUACUAACAUUUUACUCGACAACAGAAAAACCGUUAGAAAACAGUACUUAACUUUGGCUUUAACGAGACGAGAAAAAAUAGAUAUUAAAAUUACCAAUCAAUCUUUUUCAAAUAGCGCAAUCCCACUUUCUCUCACUCGUUACCAUAUCCAAUAUAUAUUUCGAUUCCUGGUCUGCUUUUAGCCCCACGAGGUAGAGAAGCUAAAGUAAAGAAUAAUUUGCAUUUUUUGCCAUUUCAUACAAUUCAGUGAUGCCAAAAUGAGGAAAUAAGCGGAAAAAUUACACACGACCACGAGUGUAGCUUUAGCCAUUUUAUCAAAUAAAGAUACCCCUCUCAUCAAAUUAUUACCUGCAAAAUAGAAUACCACUAGAAGAUAAAAUAACACAGAGAAAACGGAUUUACAGUGAUAGGAGUCAACCGAUAUUGGUCACAUUUUAAACCCCUGCCCUCAUGCAAACUUCGUUGCUUUCCGUUGGGUUGGAAGUGUGUACAACCCUGAAGGCUCAGCUCUAACAAGUGGGUCUUACCGGGGGGGUUAGCAUGCUUUCAACGUUUUAAGAAAAAUAAAGUAAUUUAUGAAGUACCAGAGAAAAUAUCACCUGACAUGUAUAACGACUAGAGAAACUAUAGACCACAAAUAUCGGAAAUUUAUCAAAAGCUCAUAAUACAACCAGGAAAAUAUCUACUGAACCAAUAUUAGCAGAAAAGAAAAUAGGGCCUCGGCCGGAAGUAUCAUAGUUUGGUUUUGCGCAACACUGCUGAGGGGACGACUUACACACUAACUAACACAGGCAUGAAUGCUGAAAGACGAUGAAUCAAAAACAACCCCGGUGCAGGUACUGAGAUGGAGAUGCCAUAGAAGAAAACGGUAAAUUCCGUCUCCCCUCUCCCCGGAAAACACCGGCAUGGUUGAUAGAUAAAGAAAGUAAAUUUAACACACAUCUAUUACUAAAGAACAUGAUAUAAGGUUAUACGUGGAGAUGAGUUACAUAGAAAAGAAAGCAAAAAUCAACUAUUGAACACAUAAUUAAAAUGAAACAAUACAAAGUGAAAAUAAACAGCUGUAGUGUUUUUAAAAAAGAAA
Molecule: messenger RNA, 10115 nt
Organism: Malaya genurostris
Lineage: Eukaryota; Metazoa; Arthropoda; Insecta; Diptera; Culicidae
Gene: Csk
Product: tyrosine-protein kinase Fer
Exons: 10
Coding region: 1135-4266 (1043 amino acids)
Biological process (GO): protein phosphorylation
Molecular function (GO): protein tyrosine kinase activity; ATP binding
Source: RefSeq, a predicted model, not a curated record